UUUUCGAGGCCAAUGUCAACCAUUCCACAUCAAAAUGCGUUUCUGUCUACUGUUCUUUUUGGCCCUGAGCUGCUGUCUGCUGCAAUUCUCCGUGGCUGGAGUGAAUUUGGUGCGCGGACUGGAGGCUGCCGGUCAUCAUCGCAACUCCACCGGCUCACCACCACCGCGUGGUGCUCCUCCACCACCUCGGACCACCACCGCCAGCUCUUCGGGUUAAAUGGAUUGAACACAAAACAUGAGAAAACUGGCAAAAUUUCCAUUGACGGACCAUUUAAAUGAAACCUACCAUUAUGUAAUCCUUUAGCUUCAAAAAA
This is a messenger RNA of Drosophila mauritiana, 314 nucleotides long. RefSeq lists its product as uncharacterized. Lineage: Eukaryota; Metazoa; Arthropoda; Insecta; Diptera; Drosophilidae. The transcript is spliced from 2 exons. Bases 35 to 217 code for a protein of 60 amino acids. The record is from RefSeq and is a predicted model, not a curated record.